Messenger RNA from Saccharomyces paradoxus, 906 nucleotides. RefSeq names its product putative thioredoxin peroxidase SCO2 (gene SCO2). The coding region runs from base 1 to 906 and encodes 301 amino acids. Gene Ontology annotation, molecular function: copper ion binding; copper chaperone activity. The record is from RefSeq and is a predicted model, not a curated record. Gene Ontology annotation, cellular component: mitochondrial inner membrane. Gene Ontology annotation, biological process: mitochondrial respiratory chain complex IV assembly; intracellular copper ion homeostasis. Lineage: Eukaryota; Fungi; Ascomycota; Saccharomycetes; Saccharomycetales; Saccharomycetaceae. The transcript has a single exon.
AUGUUGAAUAGCUCAAGAAAAUAUACCUGUCGUUUCCUCUACGGACAGGCAAACGUUACAAUAAAAAGAUUCUUUUACAAUAGAGGCGCAUGUCAAAGAGGGUUUUCAACAGGAUGCGGUUUGAGAAGUGAUAAUAAGGAAAGUUCAAGUGCAAGAAAACCACUAGAUAGGCUACAACUGGGCGAUGAAAUCAAUGAACCAGAGCCUAUCAGAACCAGGUUUUUUCAAUUUUCCAGAUGGAAGGCUACCAUCGCUCUGUUGUUGUUAAGUGGUGGGACAUAUGCCUAUUUAUCAAGAAAGAGACGCUUGUUAGAAACUGAAAAGGAAGCAGAUGCUAACAGAGCUUACGGUUCAGUAGCGCUUGGCGGUCCUUUCAAUUUAACAGAUUUUAAUGGUAAGCCGUUUACCGAAGAGAAUUUGAAGGGUAAGUUUUCCAUUCUAUACUUUGGAUUUAGUCAUUGUCCCGACAUUUGUCCAGAAGAGCUUGACAGAUUGACGUAUUGGAUUUCUGAAUUGGAUGACAAAGACCACAUAAAGAUACAGCCAUUGUUUAUCUCAUGUGACCCGGCAAGAGACACUCCAGAUGUCUUAAAAGAGUACUUAAGCGAUUUCCAUCCCGCUAUUAUUGGUUUAACCGGUACGUACGAUGAAGUGAAAAGCGUAUGCAAAAAAUACAAGGUAUAUUUUUCAACUCCACGCGAUGUCAAGCCCAACCAAGACUACUUAGUUGACCAUUCAAUAUUUUUCUAUUUAAUCGACCCUGAGGGACAGUUCAUCGAUGCCUUGGGAAGAAACUACGAUGAGCAAUCUGGUCUCGAAAAGAUUCGUGAACAAAUCCAGGCGUAUGUGCCAAAGGAAGAACGAGAACGGAGGUUGAAAAAAUGGUACUCUUUUAUCUUUAAUUGA